Messenger RNA from Pseudomyrmex gracilis, 5060 nucleotides. It is a transcript of the gene CycY, whose product is annotated as cyclin-Y. Gene Ontology annotation, cellular component: plasma membrane. Gene Ontology annotation, molecular function: cyclin-dependent protein serine/threonine kinase activator activity; protein kinase binding. Lineage: Eukaryota; Metazoa; Arthropoda; Insecta; Hymenoptera; Formicidae. Bases 718 to 1749 code for a protein of 343 amino acids. The record is from RefSeq and is a predicted model, not a curated record. Gene Ontology annotation, biological process: regulation of canonical Wnt signaling pathway; regulation of cyclin-dependent protein serine/threonine kinase activity. The transcript is spliced from 4 exons.
UGGCGAGUCGGCGUGCGAUGAGUCCAUCACAAUCCGUAGUGGAAGUUGGCGGAAGCGCCGAGCAAAAAGGAUUCCAGAGGGUUUCUAGACACCGAACGCCUUGACAAAAACCGCAGGAUUUAAGAUACAGUUUAUAAUACCAAGCAAGGUUUAAAUGUACGACGAGAAUGGGAUUGUGUCACGGCAAUGACGAACCGCGUUACGAGUUUCAAUCGCGGUCGACUGUGUAAUAAUUCAAGUAGAGCUGCAAAGCCGCGCGCGCGGAAAGAAGGUGCACGACCGGCGCAAACGCGGCUUCGAGGCGUUGCCUUCUGGUUCUCUGUCGAUUGCGGGAUAAACGUGAUCUUCCGAAAGCUCCCGUCCCCGACGUGAGAGUCGUGACGUGAGAAUCGUCGUGAUCUCACGUGGGUUCUGCAUCGAAGCCUCGCAAGCUGUUUGGCGAGCUGUUUCGCCGACAUGAGUCAGACGUGCGAACGAGCGGGUUGUCGCAUCAUCACAAGUCGUCAGACCAACAGUUCCGUCAGCUGAUUGUUAUUAAACAACGAAAUGCGUGGCAGCGGGCGUCCCGUUUGUCUAGCCACACACACAACACACAGAUCGCGCAUCACGGUUCUUGAUUAUCGCGGCCUGAUUCCUCCGUAUUUACAUUAAGACUGAUUGCGAACCGCGCACGAGUGGAAACGGUGUGCUGAAACUGGCUUAAAUUUUCAUGGAAACAUGGGGAACAAAAAUAGCUGCUGUGUCUAUUCCAGUCCGCAAGUCGAACGCAAGGUGAUAGGGUCGGAGAUUCACACUACGCGUAACUUGGACGAACAUUUGCCAGAGGGUGGGAUUAGCGUUAAUAAUUUACAACAUAUCAGUGAACGUGAGCCUGAGGACUGGGACUCGGAUCCAUCGUUGCAUCCAUGUGCGGGAACCAUUUUUAUGGAGCGUUCCAAACAAGCCAUAGAGAAUGGAAUGGUAAGAAAAAAGAGUCAACAUCAGAUAGCGGACACAAGGCCUUUGAAAAAAAGUAGCAGCUGCAGUACAAUAUAUUUGGAUGACAGCACAGUUUCACAACCUAAUUUGAAAAAUACUGUCAAGUGUGUUGCCUUAGCUGUUUAUUACCAUAUUAAGAAUAGAACUUCACAGCGACAGAUUGAUAUAUUUGAUGAGAAACUACAUCCAUUAACGAGGGAUGGGGUUUCAGACGAUUAUGAUAAACAUAAUCCAGAACACAAACAGAUAUAUAAAUUUAUAAGGACUCUGUUUAACGCCGCUCAGCUUACAGCUGAAUGUGCCAUUAUAACAUUGGUUUAUCUUGAACGCCUACUUACCUAUGCAGAAAUAGACAUAACACCAGCUAAUUGGAAACGGAUAGUAUUAGGAGCUAUUUUAUUGGCGUCUAAAGUUUGGGACGAUCAGGCGGUAUGGAAUGUAGAUUAUUGUCAAAUACUGAAAGACAUUACAGUGGAAGACAUGAACGAAUUAGAAAGACAGUUUCUAGAGAUGCUACAAUUCAACAUAAAUGUUCCUUCGAGUGUAUAUGCCAAAUAUUAUUUCGACCUUCGUACACUUGCGGAAGCAAAUGAAUUAACAUUCCCUAGUGAACCUCUUAGUAAGGAAAAAGCACAGAAACUUGAAGCAAUGUCCAGAGUUUAUGAAGAUAAAGUCACAGCGGAAGCUCUACGUACUGGUAUUAAAAAAUGGUCCAGCUUAGACAACGUAUGCAUAGGCGGACCUAGACGUAGCAUCGCUAUUUUAUCUUAAAUACAUAUGUAUAUGGAUAUGUGUAGACCAAUACCAAACAGACGCAAGAUUAACUUUGUUCAGGUCUUAAACAGAGGUAUGUGGAAUUUGCAGGAACCAUAAUUGUUACCGAUCAAUUUUAAUCAUUAUGGGAAAAAAGAAAUAUAUCUAUUUAAUUAUUAUAGCAUAUUUGAUGUAUAUUGUAUAUAUCUUUAUAAACUGUUUUUUAUAUCAUCCAAGCUAAACGCAAAAAUAAUCACGUGUAUACCGUGCGUGUAUUGUUGAAGUGUAAUAGAAAAUUUUCCAUCGCAGAUUUGGUUUGCAAUAACAUAAUCUCAAAUUCGAUCGUUAUAUACGUAUAUUUUGUGGAAAAUUAGAUAUAUAUAUUUUUUAAGUUAUAUUUCUUAUAAUGCAUUGUUCUUGUUAUUAGCAUUAAAGGACCGAGGAAAGCACUUAACACAUUGUUGACCGGCAAUUUUACUGAAAAUUUAUCUCAUGUCACCGGCUAUUAUUUCGUAAUUGGAAGUAAAAGUAAAACAAUAAAAAUAAAUUAUUUUAUUUAAUUUUAUUUUUAUUUUUUUUUUUAACGCAUCACGAGUUAACUCGUGACCGGUCAGCAACGUUCGGCCAUAAAAACACGAGUUAACUCGUGACCGGUCAACAAUGUGUUAAUAGAAAAAACAUUCCAAAUUAGGUUUUGUUUUUCUCAAUUAAAAGACUCACACUAUUUUGCUUUUAGCUGUUCUAUCAUUAAUGAUAGAAAACUAAAAAUUAUUACGUACUCUUCAAAAAGUUAUACACACUCUUCGGUUUAUCAAUUAAUGUUAAUGAUAUAUUUCUGUUGCUCCUACAAAACAACUACUCUGUCCGAGAUCUUGUAAUGUGAAUGUAACAAAACCAUAUGAAAAUGAAGCAAAGGGUAAAGUAAAUCGAGAUUUAGUAGUAGUAUUACUAUAGUUCUUAUAUGAAAAAUAACUUUCUGAUAUUAUAUUGAAAGAUUGUAUUUAUUAUCCAAAGCAUUUUAUAUAUUGACUGAAUUUAAUAAGAAUCAAACUCUUACGGUUGAUUUUUCUUAAUGAUAUUUUAAAAUACGAAAAUGAUAUACAAGCUAAAAUUAUUGGUAUUUGAUAUGUAAUGCAUGAUUCAUUAAAAUGCACUCAAAUUAAAAUUUUGCAAGCCAAAACUGUAAUGCAUAUUAUACAUGGUCUGGUUUUCUACUUUGUUUAGAUGUAUUGUAUAGUUUGAAAUCAAAUAGAACUCGUAAUUGUUGUACAUUGGUGUGUAACAACAUGGCGUGUAUUAAUUUGUAACAAGUCAUAUACAGAUGAUAAAUUUAUGAUAAAUUUUUUGUCACAUAAAUAACGAGAACACCAUUUACACGUAACUAUGUAACAUUGUAAACAUUAACGAGUUAGUUCUUAUAGCUUGUUAGGAAUGAAAGAUAUAAAAUUCGUCUGAUAAUAUCGCUUUUGUACCGGCGCUACUUUCAUGAAUUUAUAUCUUUAACCAAUAUACAAGGUAAAGAUAAAUCACUGAAAAUACCAAAAUUAAUUUUUUUACAAUAAAUUUAUAUUUAUUUCGUCGAUGCUUAAUACGAAAUAAUUAUAAAUAGUACGGCUCAUUAUUUAUAGAGAAACUAUUAGAAGAGAAAUUGAGUCAAAUUUUUGCUUGUUUAUUUUCACUUCUUUUCAUAACUGUUGCGAUGUGGAUAUUUUAUACACACGCCGAGUUGAAUAAUUCUUCAUUAAUUUUAUAUUUUGCAUGCGUCACGAAGUAAUUAUUAUUCAUGUAGCCAUGUAACGUGCUGCGAACAAUGUUAUGAAAGAUAUGUUAUGAUAAGAUUUAAAUAUGACAGUUACAUACAAAAAUUAAUUUAUUUCGUAACAUACAUAAAUUAAAUUUUUGGAAGAUUGUCGAGGAAUGCUCAUGACGGAAACAAUGUUUAGGGAGAUUGUAUCAUACUCGUAUUUUUCAAUCCUAUUUUUCAAGAUUAGAUUGAGGUAUCGUUAAUUUAAUCAUGUAUCAUAACUAAUGAGUUAUGUGUAUGAUAUAUAAUUUAAUAUUUUGUAUAUUUUUACUAAUUAUAUAUUACAUAUAUAUGUAUAUAUACUACGUAUGUACGUAUGUAUGUUACGUCUAAGAAUUGAAAAGUAUAAUCUAAAGUUUCGUUGAAGUUUUUAAAACGCUAUCAUGCAAAAACAUGAUAACGAUUUAUUAUUAUUUUUAUAUUUUAUUGUAGGAAAACAGAGACAAGUCAGAAUGUUGUAACGGUCGAGAUUGUAAUAAAACGACUGUUAAGUCCAUAAUAUGUACACGCGGUAAACAAAGUGAUUCUCAGCUUCUGAUGCAUUGUAAUAGUGCAUUGAUUGAUAAGCGUAGUAUAACAUAUCUGCUAUUUCUGUCCAGAUUACAAUAUUUUAUUUCGCUGUCCGAUUUAUAAAACUAUAUUUUUAUUGCAUUACGAAAUAUAACUGUAUAAAAUACCAUAUAUACAUAUAUAUAUAUAUAUACAUACACGCUGUGUAUGCUGCGGAAAUAUUUAUCUUAAUCGACAACAACUGACAUACUAUACGCGAUGCCAAAAUGUUAUUAGGAUUAUAUUGUAUAGACAAUUGCACACAUACACACAUAUAUACACACACACAAGUACGCGUAUUGCACUGCGAUAUUUUCAUUCGUCUCUGAUUUUUUGAUAAAAACUAAAUCUUUAUAUAAAUUUUCACAUGCAUGACUAUUUUUAUAAAUAGAGAUUCCAUUAUAAGGACAAUCUUCAAGUCUUAUUGCGUCCUGUAAAUAAAUUGCCGAAUUUUUGUAAGAUUCGUAGAGAGAUAUGUAUGUAUCAUAAACCAAACUACUUUGUUACUCGCGACACGAAAUAAUAUGCUUGAAGGUGAAAGUUCCAAAAAUCACCUUUAAGUCUUCCAUCCUAGCGCGUUUGUGUAUAGAAUCUUAAACAUCAAUAUAAUAAGUAUUAUAAUAUUAAUAUAUUAUGAUCGAUGCUUUUGUAAUAUAAAUUUGUGAUAAAUAGCUAUUAUCAAACAAUAUCGUUUUGUAUACACACACCUGCACACGCGCCUCUAUCUAUAGUAUUUACUUUCAAUGUAAAGUGUUUUAUUGAUUUAUAAUAAGAAUGUCAUUUAUAUUCCAUUCAUAUUUUGCGUUUCACUAAAAAUCUCAUUGCAAUUUGCCGGAAUAAAAUAACAUUCAUCAUUUUUUGCUAGAAAUUAGCGUUUUUCACGUAAAUUCACUUCAUAUAUGCAUUUUUCUCUCUCGGACAUACAAAAUAUAAAUAAAUAGUGUGAAAACUUUUCUGCCAAGAAAUAUUAUUGUGA